Molecule: messenger RNA, 3528 nt
Organism: Triticum turgidum subsp. durum (durum wheat)
Lineage: Eukaryota; Viridiplantae; Streptophyta; Magnoliopsida; Poales; Poaceae
Source: the annotation of a GenBank genome assembly
AUGGCGGACCUAGCGGUUGGGUUGUCCAAGACGGUGGUGGCGGGGGCGCUGACCAAGGUCCAGUCGGUGAUCGAGGAGGACAACAAGCUCCGGCAAAAGGCGCAGCGUGAUCUGGUGACAAUAGCUUUGGAGUUCGAGAUGAUGCAGUCCUUUCUCAACAUGGCCAACAGCGAGAGGGCCAUGAACAAUUUGGUGAGGACCUGGGUGAAGCAUGUCCGUGAACUGGCCUACGACCUGGAAGACUGCGUCGAGUUGGUCGUCCAUUUGGAUGACAAGCCAAUCUUCUGGCGCCGGUUGCUCCCAGUGUGCAUAAUAGGCCCGCUGCCACUGGACCAGGCGGUGACGGAGAUAGAGGAGCUCAAGGGCAGGGCCAAGGAGUUGAGCGAGUGCUACUCCCGCUACAGCAAUAUCAGCGAGCCUGCCGCUGUCUCCAAACUCAUCGUCAUGCCGCAACAACAACAAGAAGCAUCUAGCAGGGCCACCGGCGCGACAUCAUCCAACAUGCUCGCCAAGGAAAGUGAUGCGGCGAGGAGGCAACGCGGCAUAGGGGAUCUAACCCAGCUGGUCACUAACAAAGACAAUAAGGACCCUCAGCUUCAGGUGAUCUCGGUGUGGGGGACAGGCGGCGAUCUUGGGACAACCUCCAUCAUCAGGAAGGCCUACAAUGACCCAGAAAUCUGUCGGAACUUCGCCUGCCGCGCAUGGGUGAAGCUCAUGCAUCCUUUCAAUCCCCAUGAGUUUGUUCGCCGCUUCAUGGCUCAGGUCUACACAAAUACUUGCGAGAAACAAGGAGCACGUGUAGGUGCGCACGUCCUCAAGAAAAUGGAGGCCCGGCAAGAAGAUCUGGUCGAGGAAUUUGUGCAGGAAGUCAACACCAAGACAUACCUUGUCGUCCUGGAGAACCUGAACCACAUGCUGGAUUGGGAUGCUGUCAGGACGUUCCUUCCUGACAUGAAGAACGGCAGCUGGAUCAUCGUGUCCACACAGCAGUUCGAGAUUGCAAGCUUGAGCAUCGGGCACACUUACCAAUCAUUGGAGCUAAAGCAGUUCUCACCUGAGCACUCGGUUUGUGCAUUCUUCAAGCAGGGUGCUGAGGGCUAUACAGACAAAGAGAAACCAAUUAUGUGUCAAGUGAGUCCAUAUUCGUCCACGGAAAAAAUUCUCUCCCCCAAGAGAAUAGCGGUAAAGAACUGGAUGGAAAAUAACCCCCUUGUUGGGCGCGACUUACAAAUGAAUGAACUUCGCAUUUAUACAACUUCGCCACGUUUCAACAGUUCGCCAGUUAUUUCUGUUUGGGGGAUAGCUGGCAUUGGGAAAUCUGCUCUUGUUAGACACUUGCAAUAUGACAGAAUGCUUCACAGCAACCAAUUUAACAUGUACAAUUGGGUCGAUGUCUCACAUCCAUUCAAUUUAAGGGAUUUUUCUCGAAGCUUACUUUCCGUUUAUCAGUCGGAAAACUAUUAUUUGGAAAGAGACCCCAUUAAAGAAUGUCGCGAGCUUUUGAGCGAACAUCAUUGCUUCGUGGUUAUUGAUGGUCUGCAGUCCAAAGAAGAAUGGGACUCAAUAGAGGCUGCCUUGGUAUCUAGACCUUCUACAAGUGUUAUCAUUGUCAUUACAACUGAAGCUAGUGUUGCCACAUAUUGCACAACUAACAAAGAGCAAGUCUUCAAUGUCAAAGGUCUGGAAGCUGCUGCAGCCAUGGAUCUCUUCAGGAAAGAGGUACACAAGAAGAAUCCAUCAUCCCCUUUAUAUCGACAGAGGGAUGCUGAGCUAGAACAACUUAUUUUGAAGUGUGGAGGUCUUCCCAAGGUGAUAGUUUCUAUUGCUGCCUUAUUGGCCAGAGAGACGGAAAUGCUGAUGGACAAUGUGCACUCGUUGAAUCACAAAUUUAUCCAGCAUCUGGAGACCAAUCCGGAGUAUGAAAGUCUGCGAGGCCUAUUUGAUUGGAUGCAUUCUUACUUCAGUACUUUCCCAGAUUCACUUAAGCCAUGCAUCUUCUACCUAUCAGUUUUUCCUCCAGGCCGCAGCAUUCAACGAAGGCGGCUAAUAAGGAGGUGGAUUGCCGAAGGUUACUCCAGAGACAGCGAUGAAGAAUCGGCGGUAAAUAAAGGGGAGAAGUUUUUCUCCAAGCUCCUUGAUCUUAGCAUAAUUGAGGAGAUACCACGACCAGUCAGCACUGAAUUCAGUGGUGACACAAACACAAAGGUAGUCUCACGUCGGGUCAAUGGGUUCAUCCGUGAUUACAUCGUCUCACGAAGAAUGGAAGAGAACUUUGUAUUUGAACUUGGUCCCGACUGUGCCCUAACCACCCAACGCACGGGGCGUCACCUUGUUGUUUUGAAAAGCUGGGACAGAGACAGAAUUGUGUUUGAGAGCACUGACUUCUCACGUCUACGGUCGCUGACAGUGUUUGGAAAGUGGGAAUCCUUCUUCAUCUCUCAAAGUAUGUGGCUGCUUUGGGUGCUUGACCUGGAGGACGCAUUGGGUGUGAAGGAUGAAGAUCUCAAGAAGGUGGUGGAGCGGCUGCAUCGCCUGAAGUUUCUCUCUUUACGAGGAUGCAUUGAGAUAUGCCAUUUGCCAAGUUCACUAGGUGACCUCAGGCAGCUCCAAACUCUUGAUGUGAGACAGACUUCCAUAGUCACCCUGCCAGUGAAUAUCGCCAAAUUACAGAAGCUACAAUAUAUCCGUGCCGGGACCACCGACCCAGCAUCAACACUGUCUGUUUCAUCUAGCUGGUUGCCGAAGUUCCAUAGGCAUCGUGGCCUAAUUGGUGUUGAGGUGCCUAGAGGGAUUGGAAAACUGACGGCGCUCCACACGCUUGGUGUUGUCAAUGUCAGUGCUUCAGGAGGAAAGGCCAUUCUGGAAGAGCUCAAGAAGCUCACCCAAUUGCGCAAGCUCGGGGUAUCUGGCAUCAGCAGGCACAACAGCAGGGAGUUCUUCUCUGCAACUUCAGGUCAUGUGCAUUUGGAGUCCUUGUUAGUGCGGCUCGACAGGGACAGUCAAAAUUGCUUGGAUGAGAUAUCCCUGCCUUGGGAAAACCUACGUAGUCUUACAUUGUGUGGGCUUCAAGACAAGUUGCCACUAUCAAGGAACCCUCUUAGUAAGCUCAGGAAGUUGGAUCUGGAGAUGGGUAUUUUACAGGAACAUGACAUUAAGUUCCUUGCCAGCCUACCAGAACUAUGCAUUCUACGCCUUCAAGUCAAGCAGCUUAAGCUUCAUUUUUAUGCCGAGAUAUGUGGGGUGCAGUUGGUCACCUUCUCAAAGGUGAAGAUCUUGGAGAUUGCUUGCAGCUCCAGUGAGUUAUAUCUGACCUUCGGAUCAAAAUCGAUGAAGAACCUUGAGGUACUCAUGAUUGACUACUCCAGUGCAUCAUAUGAGCUUGCCGGCCUUACUAAUCUAUCUGAACUCAAGGAAGUCUUGCUCAAGGGUACCAAUGAUGAGGCAUUCAGAACACAGUUUGCAAACACCCUUGCCAAUCAUCCAAAGAGCCCAACCGUGAAGCUGGAGGGACUACCGCCAUCGUCUUGA